Molecule: messenger RNA, 3176 nt
Organism: Stegodyphus dumicola
Lineage: Eukaryota; Metazoa; Arthropoda; Arachnida; Araneae; Eresidae
Product: diacylglycerol lipase-beta-like
Biological process (GO): arachidonate metabolic process; diacylglycerol catabolic process; neurogenesis
Cellular component (GO): plasma membrane; cytoplasm
Molecular function (GO): triacylglycerol lipase activity
Source: RefSeq, a predicted model, not a curated record
UACAAAAUAUUUCUUCAAAAAUUAUUAAGUUGUUUUGGAAAGAAUCACCAUUCACAAGCAGAUAGUACAGCUCCCCUGUCUCGACCCUUGCUGGAACAUUUUGGACAGACAAACUCUAGUGGAAAUUAUACAACAAAUAGUUCACAGGAGGGAUCAUCUGAAGGUAGUGUGAGUAGUAGCCAAACCACUGCUCAUUCUCGGCAUUCAGCUCAUAUUCCAUUGUACAUUCCUGGCCGCAUACUGCACAUGAGUCGUGUUGAUACUAGUUUUCAAGGACGAUGGGUAACAGCUGAUUACUUCAACCAGAUCAUAAUUAGUCCUACAAUGUUAUCAGACCACAUGCCUCAUGCAGUGUAUAAUGCUCUAAAGCAAUUGACAAGUAAUUCUGGAAAUUUCAUUCCAUAACCUAUGUUUGUUGCUAGUUUAAAAAGAAAAAAUACUAUAUUAUUAAGAAUCUAAUACGUACAGUUUGCCAUUUUCAAAGUUUGUAAGGAGCAUUAAUCAAUUAGUUUGAUAUAUAUAUCGAACAAUAUGAAAUGUAUUAUUUAGCAUUACAUGAAACAAGUGUCUUUUAUUAUCUGGAAAUUAAAAUGUAUGCAGCAUUGGAUUUAGGUGCAAAACAACUUUUAUGCAAUAUAUUGCGUUAAUUGUAAAGUAAUUUUUCUUCAUGUGAGUUAAUCAAAAACAUUUUCUGAAUAAAGUUAAAAACAAAUAAUGAUGUGCAGAACAUGUUUAAAAUGGUUACAUUUUUGUUCAUGUAUUAUUUAUUCUGUUUUGUCCUUAAGAAUUUCUAUUAUAAGCAGGGGUUUAGUUUUUCCAGUGCUAGAUGUAUUCAUUUGUAGUGUUUUUAAAAGUAUUCUUAUAAUGAGGAUCUUAACUGUAAAGUUUGAUCCUUUAAUUAUUUUUCUGUAUAUUUUAGAAUUAUAUAGGGUUUUUUAAGUAGAGGAUCACAUGUAUAAAAUAAUUACAAAUGAGUAUUAUAUAAAGUAAUUACAAAUGGUAAUGGCAUUGUAAUACUUAUGAAGUAAUUACAUAUAUAAAGUAAUUGCGUAUAAAGUAAUUACAAGUGCCUGGUAAACAGCAUUUACUUUACACCACUGUUCAAAUUUAAUAAUGAUUACAAUGGCACAUGUUAGCACAGAUUGAUUUUUACAUUUUGUAGUAUAGCUUCCAUGAAUUUCAGUGACUUUUUUCCCAUGAGUGUAGUAGCUUUAUAUUGCCAAUAGAUUUAUUGAUAAAAGAACAGAGCAAGGAUCUGCACAUAUAUUAUCAAAAAUUGUGUGGAAAUGAAUGCUUUAGAGUUGGUCAGUCUGCCUGAGUACUGAUUCAAGGAAGCAAUAUACAUUACUGAGUGAAUCAACAGCUUGAUUUCAGAAAAUGGAGUAGUUGCUCUUUUACAGUUCACUGAGAACUUUUAUUGGAAGCAUGCCAGAAAUAGAGAUGUACUAUUCAUUCACAAACUGAUUCACUUUACUGAUUGAGCAGCUGCCUGAUUUGCCAAGAAAGAGUGGAAGAAGUAUGCCAGGAAAGUUUGAUUCCCAUUUUAGGGGAGAAAAGAAUGUUUAUUCUCCCAUGUUAAAAGUGAGUUUAUUAUUUCCCAAAUUUUUGAGGAAUAUUUGGGAUUUAGGUUUUGAUUUAGUCAGUUCUUCUGAUUCCAUUGUUCGUUCACUCCUUUCCACUAUUCACUCUAUCCUCAUGAACAGCUCUUGAUUGACUCCUUGUUCUUGAUGUUUUUAAUCAAGGUAAUUGUUAGUGAUCAGUGAAUCAAAAGGAACUGAUUCAGUUCAGUGAAUAAAUGGUUCUGUUCAAUCCCAUAACAGAGAAAUUUUGUUGAUCUCUAGUUCCUAUAGGUUUCUUGAGUGAAUUUCAUACAACUUUUUGUAUCCUCAUAUUAUGAGCAGGUCACAGAGAAUACUAGCCACAUGUCAACAGACAUUCUGAUGAAGGAUAAUGGAGAUAUCAAAAAUUGUUACUGUUCUUUUACAUGUGUAUAGAAGAUAUUAAGAUUGCAUGUAACAAGCAAGAUCUGCCAAUCUUGAACUCUCAGUACUUUUGAAGAAGAAAUAUGCUCCCUUGUGCAUCUAAAGUGAUGGGUUGCCCAUACUCAUUCAUCAUUUUCUCACAUCCACAUGUGAAUGUAUUAACUCUUCCAAAUGAUAAUAUCAUUACUAAGUGGCUCCACAAGUUUCUGCAAAUCCUUUUAACCCUUCUUUUUGUCGUAUUCCUCUUUGGAGUUUCAGUUUGAAGUCAGGAACACCAGAGAACAUGGUCUGUACACAUUUGCCGCAAUAUGCAAAGUGUAACAUUGAUGGGCAACACAUGGAAGAGCAGUGACUAUAGGAACUUUGCGUGUAAAGGUUCAGUUUUACAUGAAACAAACUUUCAUGAAGUGUAGAUAUCGCAUUUCUUCCUUUUUGUAUUCAUUGUUGAAUUUACUAUAUUUUCAUCUGUAUCAAUCUCAACACAUUAUGCUCUUAAUGAUUUAUCAUUUUCUAUAUAGCUCAUUGUGCUAAUGGCUCUCUUUAACAUGUUGCUAAUGUAUCAUCCUUAGUACUGAAAUUUCGAGAGAAGUUAAUUUGCAUAUUAUAUUAUACUCUUUUAAAGGCUUCAAAAGUGAUAACCAAAAACAGUUACUGGGGCAAUAUUGAUGUGCAGCAAAAAAUAUACUUGUCACUUUGAGUAUGGGAGACCUGAAAAAGUGGACAUACAUCAAAUCUUCCUUGAAAUCUACAAUUUUGUUCAUUGCAAUCUAAUAUUGUUUCUUAAAAUUGUAAUUUUUGUAAUUGUUAAUUUGUUUUUUGUAAUUGAAUUUUUUGCCAUUUUUUAAUUAUCUGACAAUAAUCAAAAUAUAUAAUUUUAUGUGUGUAUUAAUUUUACUGUUAAAAUAUAUAUUUUUUACUUAGAUUUUAAAGAAAUUAGAUAUAAUGUAGGUAGACUUGUGCAAAAAGUACUGAUAAUUUUCCUGUGAGAUUAAAAAAUGUAUACUUGUCAUUUUUCAUUUUUGGCAUUUUUUAUAUUGUGCAUAUGUAUCUUUGUCCAUUACCUUGUACAGAUUAUACGUAUGUAAAUUCAAAAUUGAGAGAGGGAAAAGUCCGUAAUUCGGACUCGUCGGGACUUCGGCGAUUCCGGAUUAGGGAUUUUUCUGGAUUAUAGAUCAUUAAUUUAAAUCUGGUAAG